AUGUAUUCAUCUAUAAGACUUCGGACCAUGACCUCCAAGGGGACCCAGACUGUCAGCUUGCCUAAACGCCAUCUCAAGAAUCCCUACUGUUGGCUGGAACCCCUCUGCAUAUUCAUGCUCAUCGCCCUGACAUGUUUCUACUACGUUUAUGAUGUUUUCUAUGUGGUGCCGCAGCUAUUUGGUUUCCUAGGACAGACACUCAACUUUCUGAUCUGCACUUGGAUUCUUUAUAAUAUUUUUGGAAAUCUUUGGGCCUGCUACAGGACUACCAGCUCGGUGAACACUUUGCGUUAUGAUCAAAUGCAGCCUGUAAGGGGUGAGGAGCACCUGUGGCGUUAUUGCAAUGAAUGCGACAGGCUAAUGCCGCCCAGAGUCUGGCACUGUAAAAUCUGCAAUUGCUGCAUUUUGAAACGGGAUCACCACUGCAGCUUCACGGCCAACUGUAUUGGGCACAAUAAUCAGCGUUACUACAUUUGGUUGAACUUUCACCUGACCUUUGGAGCCGGUCUGCUGCAGUUCUACAAUUUCACUAUGGCCUUAAGGCAUGGCUUCAGAAAUGACUUUUGGUUGCCGAUUCUUCUUGUCGAGGAUGCUCUCCGUCCGUCUAGAUCGGACCUUUUGUAUUCCUACCUAGUGAGAACCAUCUUUUACGUUAACUUAGUUUGCCUUAUCCUUCCGAUGUUAAUUUUUAUCUACCAAAUUCUAUUGGUUCGAAGCAAUGCCGUCUCCGCAGACUCAUCGGAUCGCAAGUACGAUCUCGGAAUAGGACGCAACUUUGCCCAGGUCUUGGGUAACCGAGGAUUCUGGACCAUGCUCUCGCCGACAAUGGAGAGUCCGCUGCCCCACGAGGGCAUCCAGUGGCAGUCCAAGCAUACCGUCUAAAUGAUCCGAUUUGAUACCCCUAUUCACGUGCUUUCCAAAUUAUAUAUUCGUUGCCCAUGCCAGCCAUAGACAAUCGAGUUUUUCGCUUCA
Drosophila kikkawai is the source of this 972-nucleotide messenger RNA. Its product is annotated as probable palmitoyltransferase ZDHHC24. NCBI's taxonomy places the organism in Eukaryota, Metazoa, Arthropoda, Insecta, Diptera, Drosophilidae. The record is from RefSeq and is a predicted model, not a curated record. Gene Ontology annotation, molecular function: palmitoyltransferase activity.